CAACACUGCGGUCGGUGCUGCGCGGUUUGAAUGUAGGUUCAAUAACAUCUUCUAAUGUCAUAGUUUUGAUUAAGUUAGGGUUUCUCAUUGCGUUAACAUUGUAAUUAAUGACAAAUGCUGCUCAAGUGUACAGCAGCCCUGACACACAGCUAGCUGUAAUUUUUCUGCUGCUAGCUCGAAGCUAACAGUCGUCAACAUGUCACACUGGAGCACGUUUGAAAAGGAGACAGAGAAGGAAACGAGGAAACUGAUCAGAUGCAUCAGCGGGAUCGAGGAUGAAGACGACCAGAACUUCCAGCUGGGACUGAAGUUUGCCUGGUCCAACUUCAGGUUUCAUCGUUUCUUGGAUGUGGACAGCCACAAAGUCCAUCGCAGUAUAAGUGGGAUAUACGAAAAGCUCAUGGUGCACUCUGACUUGAGCAAAGCAGAAAGUUGGAUGAAGCUGACUGAAGAGUUCCUGAACUCACCUUUGCCUAAUACAGAUGGGACAAAGACUGAUUCACACUAUUGCAUCCUGUCACUGCUGCUCUGCUUAUCGGAUUCGCCUUCAAACACAAACUUUACUGAGCGACCCAGGGUGAAGGAGGCUGAACAAGAGGACAAUUUUGACUGGGCUGAAUAUCUGAUGGAGGGGGAGGAGGUAGAUGUUGGACCUUAUCCAGAUACACCUGAGUGGUCUGAAGAAGAGAGUGAUGAUGAAGACAGUCAGCAGCCAAUUAGUAGAGAGGAUUCUGGGAUCCAGCUGGACAGAACCCCCCAGGAGGACCAGGACAAUGCCAACAAGACAGUUCCAGUGACAUGGGCAGUGGGCGAGUCUGAUGCCCGGGCCUGGCUUGAACAGCAUGUUGUGACGCCUUACUGGGUGGCUCAUGCACCUCGUUUUCCUCACAGCUUGCAUUUGCAUUCCAACCUGUUAAAUGUUUGGGAUCAGCAUUUAUAUAACACUGAUCCAUUGUAUCUGCCAGAAGAAAAGACCUUUGUCACAGAGACCCAAGUAAUCCGUGAGGCAUUGUGGCUUCUGUCAGGAGUUAAGAAACACUUUAUAUUCCAGCACCAUGAUGGAAAAGUGUCCGUAAGAAGUAAUGUGGUGGUGACUCAUCUGACGAGUAACUGUCUACACUCUGUGCUGGAGCAUAUCGCGGUGUAUGGGCAGGCGGUCUUCAGGCUGCAGCGGUUCAUAGAUGAGGUAACGGGUCACAGCUCGGAGCAUUGCCCACCAGGAUCCACUUCCUCUCACAGCUCAAGAAAGGGCUCCGAUCCUCCCUUCAGGACCUAUCAGGCCUUCGUCUGGGCACUCUAUAAGUACUUUACCGGCUUCAGAGAGGACCUGACCACAAUUGAGAAAGAGCUGAUAUGCAAUGAUGAGACGAUGACUUUGUCUUCAGUCUUGGAGCGACUCGGCCCUCACUUAGCGCAGAUUAAAGUGCUGCACAAAGUGUUUUGUACCGGGGUUGCUGAAGUGCCCCCCGAGACGCCGAAUGUUGUGCGGGCAUCGCACUUGCUUAACACUCUAUAUAAAGCCAUCAUAGAAUACGACAGCGUCGGGGAGGCAUCUGAACAAGCUGUGGCUCUGUUAUUUUCUCUGUGGACAGAGACGGUCAGGCCAUAUUUGGAGAUUGUGGAUGAGUGGAUUGUUCAUGGUCACCUGUUUGACCCUGCCAAAGAGUUCAUUAUCCAAAGGAACAAGGACGUAGCAGUAAACCACCGGGACUUCUGGCAUGCCACCUACACACUGUACAGUGUGUCCCAGAUGGUGGAGAAUGAGGAGAAGCUGAGCGACGCUGCCAGUGGGAGCUCUAGUGGGGAUCAGGGUUCCAGCAACAGCCAGCUCACCAUGGUGUCCUUCCUCAAACCUGUCCUCAAGCAGAUCAUCAUGGCUGGAAAGUCCAUGCAGCUGCUCAGAAACUUGCACUGCAAGGAGGUUGAGCAGUGUGAAACAUCCUCUAGAGAUGCAGAGAGGAAGAGUUUGUACACACUGUUUCUGGAAUCGGUGCAGUCACGUCUCUCCAGUCGUGAAGACACUCCCACAGACGCCAUCAUCGAGCAACAGGCCACUAAAAGGAGCCUCGUAAAGAUGCAGUCCAUCAUUGCACAUCAUCUGGAGAUCGAUGAUGUCCAUGACCCGUUGCUGGCCAUCAACUUUGCCAGGCUGUACUUGGAGCAGAGCGAUUUUCACCAGCGGUUCUCUGGGGGCGACGUCAUUGUAGAUCGCUCGUCACAGUCUGUCACUUGUCAGACGUUUGAGCUCACGCUGCGCUCCUGUCUCUACCCACACAUUGAGAAGCAGUAUAUCGAGUGUUGCGGUAAUCUUAUGAAGACUUUAAAAAAAGAUUACAGGCUGCUGGAGUAUCUCCAAGCUAUGAGGAACUACUUCCUCCUGGAAGCUGGAGACACCAUGUACGACUUUUACACUGCCAUCUUUGACAAGGUCCAAGAGAAGGAGAGCUGGCAGCAGCCGGCUUUUCUCAAUGUUCAGCUGCAGGAGGCAGUUGGACAGCGCUACCCAGAGGACAGCAGCAGGCAGUUGUCAGUCUUGUUGGAGACCAUAGACCCUGUCAGGAAAAAACACCCUGUGAAUAAUCUAGAAGUGCUUACCCUCAGUUACAAGGUUCCCUGGCCUGUUGAUAUUGUGAUCAGCUCUGAGUGUCAGAAGAUCUACAACCAAGUGUUUCUCCUCCUGCUGCAGAUAAAAUGGGCCAAAUACAGUUUAGACACACUUCGUUUUAGUGAUUUAACAGGUGUCACUAAAAAGUUUGAGGAAGGUCUGGCUGAAGAAGUAAAAGUCAAAGAGCCGAUAAACCAGCAGAUUCACCGGAUGUGUCUUCUGAGGGUCAAACUGAUGCACUUUGUCAACAGCCUUCACAACUACAUCAUGACCAGGAUUUUGCACAGCACAGGAUUGGAGUUUCAGCAUCAAGUUCAGGAAGCCAAGGAUCUAGACCAGCUGAUUAAAAUUCAUUACAGAUAUUUAGCAACUAUUCAUGACCGUUGCCUGCUGAGGGAGAAGGUGAGUUUUGUGAAGGAGGCAAUAAUGAAGGUUCUUAAUCUUGUCCUCAUCUUCUCAGACCGAUGGCAAACUGGAUUUGGAGCCUGGAAGAUUGAGUCCAUUGAUAAAAUGGAGUCAGAUUUCAAAAACUGUCACAUGUUCCUGGUGACGAUACUGAAUAAGGCUGUAUGUCGCGGCUCAUUUCCUCACUUGGAGUCUCUCGCUCUCUCUCUGAUGGCUGGGUUUGAGCAGUGCUGAAGAAGAGGAUGGACUAAACUCCUCUUCUGUAACGUGUCCACUUGCACUGAUACAGAUGGAUUUGGACAACUUAAAAACAUACAGACCUGCACAUUGGUUUGAUCAUUUAUAUAAAAGCAACUGCCUGUAAAGUGUUUUGAACUCUUGAGUUGUUAAUAUUAUGUAGAAUAUGUACAGUAUUGUCCAGUCAUUUACAGAAUAUUUAAUGUGGCUAAAACUUUGAAAAAAGUAAUGCACAGCUGCUAAACAUCUACAAUUUAUAAAUAAAUGUGUGUGUGAAACUGCUUUUUUCACCUUUUAAAAUAUGUAAUUUCUCAUCUGUUGUCUCCUGCAGUCUAUAAAAGAAAAUCUGCUUGUGUUA
Molecule: messenger RNA, 3605 nt
Organism: Thalassophryne amazonica
Lineage: Eukaryota; Metazoa; Chordata; Actinopteri; Batrachoidiformes; Batrachoididae
Gene: tubgcp5
Product: tubulin, gamma complex associated protein 5
Exons: 24
Coding region: 197-3244 (1015 amino acids)
Biological process (GO): mitotic cell cycle; spindle assembly; microtubule nucleation
Cellular component (GO): gamma-tubulin complex; centrosome; spindle pole
Molecular function (GO): microtubule minus-end binding; gamma-tubulin binding
Source: RefSeq, a predicted model, not a curated record